GCGCGUGUCGGCCAGAAUUGAGCCGGCCUGUCCAGUGUUUGUCCCCGCGUCUUUUUUUGCCUUCCAUCCAUACUCAUAGAUACAGUACUUCUCUUCCUUCGUUUUUUCCCAGAGAGAGAAAAGAAAAAGGUUCCUUUCAGUUCGAUAAAGGGUAAAUCCUCGCCUCACAUAGAGAGAUCGGUGGAUCAACAAUGGCUCCUGCCACUGAACGAGAGAACUUUGUCUACGUCGCCAAGCUCGCUGAGCAAGCUGAGCGCUAUGAUGAAAUGGUGGAUGCCAUGAAGAAAGUAGCUAAAUUCGAUACCGAGCUUACCGUAGAGGAGAGGAAUCUACUCUCUGUAGCGUACAAAAACGCGAUUGGUGCUCGUAGAGCAUCAUGGAGGAUCUUAUCAUCGAUUGAGCAGAAGGAGGAAGCGAAGGGAAAUGAUCAAAAUGUGAGGCGGAUCAAGGGGUAUAGACAGAAGGUCGAAUCGGAGCUUUGGAGUAUUUGCAAUGAUAUAAUGACUGUGAUUGAUGAGCAUCUUAUUCCUUCGUGUUCUGGCGCAGAGUCCAGUGUGUUUUAUUAUAAAAUGAAAGGGGACUAUUAUCGGUAUUUGGCUGAGUUCAAGGCUGGAAAUGAGAGAAAAGAAGUUGCAGAUCAAUCAAUGAAGGCUUAUCAGACAGCUUCUACUACAGCAGAGGCUGAGUUGCCUCCUACACAUCCCAUUCGGCUGGGUUUAGCCUUGAACUACUCAGUUUUCUACUAUGAAAUUUUGAACUCUCCUGAAAGGGCCUGUCACCUUGCCAAGCAAGCAUUUGAUGAAGCUAUCUCUGAGUUGGAUUCUUUAAGUGAGGAAUCUUACAAAGAUAGCACAUUGAUCAUGCAGCUAUUGAGGGACAAUCUCACCUUGUGGACCUCUGACAUCCCUGAGGAUGGAGUGGAAGAAGCUCAGAAGCUGGACAACAGUGCUAAAGCUAAUGGUGGUGAAGGUCUAGAGUGAAACCGACACUGGUACAGUGAUUGACAUUAUGACAUGUCCAGUGAAAGUUAUAGAAUUUUUAGGAAUUAUUUUUAAUUGCCAAGAAAUUCAAGAUUUCUGUUGUGAUAAUAUUUGAUGUUUGGACUGCCAACUGCUUUUUCAUCUUGUUAGCAAUAACCAAAAUUGAAAGGAUUGUAAAGGUUGCUAUAGGAGCCUUUUCUUUUGUUUCUUUGCUGUUUGCUGAAUAUUAUUUCAGGAUUAGCUAUAUUUAUCAUUCUCUCUA
This is a messenger RNA of Jatropha curcas, 1242 nucleotides long. Its product is annotated as 14-3-3 protein 9. The record is from RefSeq and is a predicted model, not a curated record. NCBI's taxonomy places the organism in Eukaryota, Viridiplantae, Streptophyta, Magnoliopsida, Malpighiales, Euphorbiaceae.